AUGGCCAACUCAACCACCAACCUACCGUUCAACGUCGGUGUCAUCGGUUACGGGUUAUCCGCUACCAUCUUCCACAUCCCAUUCAUCACCAUCACCUCAACCCUAAAACUUCACUCCAUCCUACAGCGCAACCCCAGCCAGUCGGGAAAGUCGGCCCCGCGUGAUCAUCCCGACGUGAAGCAUUUCACCUCUCUGGACCAAUUCCUCGCCGACGCAGAUCUCGACGUGAUCGUCAUCACCACGCCCCCCGAGACGCACUUCUCAUUUGCCCAGCAGGCACUGCAAGCAGGAAAGCACGUCCUCGUAGAGAAGCCCUUCGUCCCGAGCGUUUCUCAGGCAGAUGCCUUGAUCAAACUCUCCAAAGAAAAGGGUCGAUUGAUCUGCGUGUACCAAAACCGCAGAUGGGAUAGUGACUUUCUAACAGUGCGGAAGCUAUUAGCCGACGGCACGCUAGGUCGGAUCGUUGAAUUUGAGACGCACUUUGACCGCUUCCGGCUGGAGAAGCCGUCUACCUGGAAGGGUACGCUGGGUAUGGAUCAAGGCGGCUCGGCGCUCUACGACCUAGGCACUCACCUGAUCGACCAGGUAUACGUACUAUUCGGGAUGCCACGGAGCGUUUUCGGCAUCUUAGCCAGCCAGCGGGACGGGGUCUUGCUAGGGCCGCAGAACCCGGAUCUAGACCCCGAUAGCGUUACCGCACAGCUAUUCUACGACGACGGCCUAGUCGUUUUCGUGCGUAUCGCCGGUGUGAGCGUCGAGACGCGGCAGCCGAGAUUCUGGAUCAGAGGUACCAAGGGUAGCUACCGCAAGGAUGGUCUCGACACCCAAGAGCCCCAGCUCCGGUCCGGCUUGAAGACGGAUGAUGCUAAUUUUGGGCGAGAGAGUCCGGAGUGGAAUGGAAAACUUACUCUUGUCGGCGAUGAUGGUAGUUUUCGCGUACAAGACUGUCCAAAUGUGGAGCCUGAAACCUACAGUAAGCUCUUUGAGCUCUUUGGCGAGGCCCUUGUUCGAAAUCGCGAAGAAGAUUUACCAGUUCCAGCAUCGCAAGCGAGAGAUGUCUUACGAAUCAUUGAGGCUACUAAAGAAAGUGCGAGAAGCCAGCGCCAGGUUCAACUUUCUUAG
This is a messenger RNA of Daldinia childiae, 1122 nucleotides long. RefSeq lists its product as uncharacterized. NCBI's taxonomy places the organism in Eukaryota, Fungi, Ascomycota, Sordariomycetes, Xylariales, Hypoxylaceae. The coding region runs from base 1 to 1122 and encodes 373 amino acids. The record is from RefSeq and is a predicted model, not a curated record. Gene Ontology annotation, molecular function: nucleotide binding. The transcript is spliced from 2 exons.